This is a messenger RNA of Hirundo rustica (Barn swallow), 3978 nucleotides long. RefSeq lists its product as uncharacterized. Bases 132 to 1955 code for a protein of 607 amino acids. The transcript has 3 exons. The record is from RefSeq and is a predicted model, not a curated record. NCBI's taxonomy places the organism in Eukaryota, Metazoa, Chordata, Aves, Passeriformes, Hirundinidae. Gene Ontology annotation, molecular function: RNA-DNA hybrid ribonuclease activity; nucleic acid binding.
GGUUCUGGGCUGUCCCUCUGGCUGGGUCGGGUACAAUGGGGUCUGCUACUACUUCUCAAGGGAUUAUGGCACCUGGGAUCAGGGUCAGGAACGGUGCUCUGAGCUCGGGGCCUCCCUGGCCAUUGUGAAGGAUGCGGAAAUGGAUUUGCUCUUCCGCCUCCGCGGGAACGUCGAUUUCUGGCUGGGGCUGCGCAGACGGGGCGAGCGCCUGCAGUGGGGGAACGGCAGCAACUUCAGCUCCUGAAUGCAGGCAUCAGUUUGCUUUCACCUGGAGGGGCGUGCAGUACUCCUGGAACCGACUGCCCCAGGGGUGGAAACACAGCCCCACCAUCUGCCAUGGACUGAUCCAGGCUGCACUGGAAAAGGGUGAGGCUCCGGAGCACCUACAGUAUAUCGAUGACAUCAUUGUGUGGGGGAACACAGCAAUGGAAGUGUUUGAGAAAGGAGAGAAGAUCAUCCACAUUCUCCUGAAAGCUGGUUUUGCCAUCAAGCAGAGCAAGGUCAAGGGACCUGCCCGAGAGAUCCAGUUCCUGGGAGUAAAGUGGCAAGAUGGACAGCAUCAGAUCCCCACUGAGGUCAUCAAUAAGAUCACCGCAAUGUCCCCACUGACCAGCAAGAAGGAAACACAAGCUUUCCUAGGCGCUAUAGGAUUCUGGAGGAUGCACAUUCCUGAGUACAGCCGGAUUGUGAGCCCUCUCUACCUGGUUACCCACAAGAAGAAGGAUUUCCACUGGGGCCCUGAACAGCAACAAGCCUUUGCCCAGAUCAAGCAGGAGAUCGCUCAUGCGGUAGCCCUUGGCCCAGUGAGGACGGGACCAGAUGUGAAGAAUGUGCUCUACUCAGCAGCUGGAAACAAUGGCCUGUCCUGGAGCCUUUGGCAGAAGGUACCAGGGGAGACUAGAGGCCAACCACUGGGAUUCUGGAGCCAAAGCUACACAGGGUCCGAAGCCAACUACACUCCAACAGAGAAGGAAAUCUUGGCCACCUAUGAAGAAGUUCAAGCUGCCUCAGAGGUGAUUGGCACAGAAGCACAACUCCUGCUGGCACCUCGACUACCGGUGCUGGGGUGGAUGUUUAAAGGAAAGGUUCCCUCCACCCAUCAUGCCACCGACGCCACGUGGAGCAAAUGGAUUGCCCUCAUCACUCAGCGCGCCCGCAUUGGAAACCCAAAUCGCCCUGGGAUUUUGGAGAUAAUUACAAACUGGCUAGAAAGUGAAAACUUUGGUCUCACAGAUGAAGAGGAGCAGGAACAAGUGACACGUGCUGAAGAGGGUCCACCAUACAACCAACUGCCAGCAGAAGAAAGACGCUAUGCUCUUUUCACUGACGGUUCCUGCCGCAUCGUAGGGAUGAACCGGAAGUGGAAAGCAGCCGUAUGGAGCCCCACACGACAGGUUGCACAAGCCACUGAAGGAGAAGGUGGGUCAAGCCAACUUGCUGAACUCAAAGCUGUUCAACUGGCCCUGGACAUUGAUAAAAGAGAGAAGUGGCCAAAGCUCUACCUCUCCACUGAUUCGUGGAUGGUGGCCAAUGCUCUGUGGGGUUGGCUGGACAGGUGGAAAAAGGCCAGUUGGCAGCGUAGGGGAAAGCCAAUCUGGGCUGCAGAUGAGUGGAAGGACAUUGCCACUCGUGUAGAGAAGCUACCUGUCAAAGUCCAUCAUGUAGAUGCCCAUGUCCCCAAGAGUCAGGCUAAUGAGGAGCACCGAAACAACGAGCCGGUAGAUCAAGCUGCAAAGAUAGAGGUGUCAAAGAUAGACUUAGAUUGGCAACACAAGGGAGAGUUGUUCCUAGCUCGAUGGGCCCAUGACGCCUCAGGCCAUCCGGGCAGAGAUGCCACCUAUAAGUGGGCACGAGACCGAGGGGUGGAUCUAACCAUGGACAGUAUUUCUCAGGUUAUCCAUGACUGUGAGACGUGUGCUACAAUCCAGCAGGCCAAGUGGGUGAAGCCCCUAUGAUAUGGCGGAUGAUUGUCCAAGUACAAGUACGGGGAAGCCUGGCAGAUUGACUACAUCACCCUUCCCCAAACCUGCCAAGGCAAGCACUAUGUGCUGACCAUGGUGGAAGCCACCACUGAAUGGUUGGAGACCUACCCUCUGCCCCACACUACUGCCCAGAACACCAUCCUGGUCCUUGAAAAGCAAAUCCUGUGGAGACAUGGUACCCCUGAGAGGAUUGAGUCUGACAACGGGACUCAUUUCAAGAACAGCCUUAUAAACACCUGGGCUAGAGAACAUGACAUUGAGUGGGUGUACCAUAUUCCUUAUCAUGCGCCAGCAGCCAGGAAAGUUGAACGAUGCAAUGGCCUGCUUAAAACCACUUUGAAGGCGCUGGGUGGGGGGACUUUCAAGAACUGGGAGAUUAAGUUAGCAUAGGCCACCUGGUUAGUGAACACUUGAGGUUCCACCAGCCGAGCAGGCCCUGCCUGUGAUAUGUGACCUAAAGUUAAUUCGUGUUAGGUACUGUGAUAUGUAGUUAAUAUGCAUUAAGUAUGGUGAUAUGUAAUAUAAAGUUAAUUCGCGUUCGGUCGGAUUUAAGCUCUGUAGAACCUAAAGUGUAUUUAGGGUUUAAAAAAAAGCUAAACUGUAAGAAGAGGACACGAGGAUUGAAAGACAAGGAGGGUCUCUGCCGGGGAAAAACCUCAGGACAACCAAAAAAACUAAAAGAAUGGGAAAGAUGAUAAGAUAGACUGUGUCUCCCCCAGAGAUAGACCUGCUAACGACUUAGUGAUUAAGAGAAGAUCGAUAUCUUAUCUGUUCCGGCCCAGUUUAACAUUUCCAAAAACCUUCUCCGGACCUGCAAUCAUGACAUUGUUCUACUCUGAGAACCUAUUCAACCGACCGGAGACCUGAACAUGAAUACCUAAUGAACCUACCGAGAAGCAAAAGCGCUAUGGUCACCGUCCACUCUCAGCAAAAGACUGUAUAAAAAUCAGCGGCUCGGGACACACUUUGUGAACAGGGUAGAUACGGAGCGAUAGAGUCCGUUUCUGCAUUCACCCAGUGCCGAAACCAGGGGUUCGACGCUGUUCCUUUUAAUUGUAGCAGUUAGAGACUGAAUGUAAGUCUCAAAAUAAAAUUCUAAAUUUUGAUUUACGGAAUUGGGCUUGUUCAUUUAUUACACUGCCCAAUCUGAGCCCCUGAGAACAAGAGAUGGAGAUAAGGUUCCAGUGGUACACAUGAGAGGAAUGCUGGGAAAACCUGUUUGGAUUAAUUCUGCCUCCAGCAAAGACAAUCCCGCUCCUGGGGUUGUUUUUGCUCAGGGACCUGGCUGCACAUGGUGGGUGAUGCAAAAAGAUGGAGAGACCCGCUGCAUACCUCAAGGGGACCUUGUUUUUCAGUGAACACUGUGACUGUGUCUGUAUUUAUAUUCACAUGUAUAUAUAUGUAUAUUAUUUAAAGGUUUAAAUUCAAUAUAAUAAUGUUGGUAUGGGAAAAAAAUUCGGGGUGGAUAAUGUUGAGGGUUAAGUUUUACUGUGGAAUUUCCCCCCCCAUAAGUUGCUAGGAGACUAAAUACUGAUAGUUAAAGGGUGCUCAGCCCAGACAAAGUAAGUUGAUUACUUAGUUUUGGGGGAGGAAAAAGGCUCCUGGGAUCCGAGGGUGGGGGUUGUUUUUUUUUCUCGGGGCUCCCAGUUUUUUCCAGGAGGAGGACAGUCAAGCGACGGGUGCCUGCGCGGAGUCCACGGUUAACGGAGGGGUUCAGUCCUGAGAAUUCUAACAUCUGUUGGAGUGCCCAGGAAUUCGGAGGUUCUUCACUGCCCUGCUGGAUUUUGGGUCAGCCUGGGUCCAGCCACUGCAGGUUCUCCGGCACUGCUCACUUCGCCUGCCAGGACACCCCCCUGCCUGCCGAGGACAAUCCACCACUUCCAGCCAUCAGCGCUGGAGUUUCCACCGUUUGCCCCUCAGGGUUCUUAGUUCUGUUUUACUAUUAUUAUAAUUGCUGUUGUUGUUUGUCUGUCCUGUUAUAGUUACUAGUAAAGGA